This is a messenger RNA of Lonchura striata (white-rumped munia), 5087 nucleotides long. RefSeq names its product ubiquitin specific peptidase 53 (gene USP53). Gene Ontology annotation, molecular function: cysteine-type deubiquitinase activity. Gene Ontology annotation, biological process: response to auditory stimulus; protein deubiquitination; sensory perception of sound. The record is from RefSeq and is a predicted model, not a curated record. NCBI's taxonomy places the organism in Eukaryota, Metazoa, Chordata, Aves, Passeriformes, Estrildidae. Gene Ontology annotation, cellular component: cell-cell junction.
GGAGGGGAGCGCGAAGGAGGAGCGGGGAUCGGGGGAAGUAAAAGUUGCCGUGAGGGCGGGGCCGCGCCCGGAGUCGCCGCCGGGAGGGGGCGGGAGAGGAGCUGCGUGCGGAGCCGCCGAAAUCAGAAAGCUUUUUGCGGAAGAGCAGAACUUGGUAUUUUGCACUUCUGUUAAUGAUCAAACAUCUGCAAAGAUCAAACAACUGAAAAGCAAGGCAAUUAAUCUGAGACAAAAAGGCAAGUGUUCACUGGACAGAGAAUGAAAUAAACAUGGUGUAUUGGAAACUGGAAUAUAUUUCAUGGGUUACAGUUAGAAAUAAAAAGAAGAUGGAACAAAAUGAGAGAACAGGAGUAUAACACCUGACAAGAACUUUGCAGUUCUGUGAUAUAUAUAUACAUAUAAACUUUCAACAUAAUACAACUAAUGAUUUAUAGUAAUACUUUAUUGAUAUCCCUGGAAGAAGUCAGUUACUGUGCAACUUGCUUAAUAAGAACUUGCAUCCUAAGGACUUUUAACAUGCUUUAACCUUAACUGGACACCUUUAUUUAUUUAUUUUUUUAAGACUGAGGGUUCAAAACAUUGUUCAGCUAUAUUUUUACUGGGAGACUGCUCCUGAGGGAUGGCUCACAGCUACUCAUGGAAAAUGGACUUAAGCCCCUGAAUGGUUACUACUGCACAGAGUUGAAUGGAAUGCCAUGACUUUAGAAAUAUUAUUGUAGAACCACCUUCUUUGCCUUGCACCCAUCAUAUCCUUAAAUAUUUAAGUGUGAACAUUUUGAGUAUAAACUCUGAAAAACAAUGGCAUGGGUGAAAUUCCUAAGAAAACCUGGGGGUAACCUUGGAAAAGUCUAUCAGCCUGGAAGUAUCCUAUCCCUGGCCCCUACAAAAGGCUUACUAAAUGAACCUGGACAAAACAGCUGCUUUCUUAAUAGUGCUGUUCAGGUAUUAUGGCAACUUGACAUAUUUCGACGAAGUUUAAGAGGUUUAACUGGACAUGUGUGUCAAGGAGAUGCCUGCAUAUUUUGUGCUUUAAAGGCCAUCUUUUCACAAUUCCAGCACAGCCGAGAGAAAGCCCUCCCAUCGGAUAACAUGAGACAUGCCCUCGCGGAAAGCUUCAAGGAUGAGCAGCGUUUCCAGCUGGGAUUCAUGGAUGAUGCAGCAGAAUGCUUUGAAAAUAUCCUUGAGAGGAUUCAUUUCCACUUGGUGCCAAACAGUGAAACAGAUAUGUGCACUUCGAAAUCCUGUAUUUCUCACCAGAAGUUUGCUAUGACACUGUAUGAGCAGUGUGUGUGUCGCAGUUGUGGAGCAUCAUCAGAUCCAUUGCCUUUUACGGAAUUUGUGCGUUACAUUUCCACCACAGCCCUGUGUAAUGAAGUAGAAAAAAUGAUGGAGAGGCAUGAACGUCUCAAGCCAGAAAUGUUUGCACAAUUGCUGCAGGCAGCAAAUACUGCUGAUGAUUACAGAAAGUGUCCUAGUAAUUGUGGUCAAAAAAUAAAAAUUCGUCGUGUUCUUAUGAAUUGCCCUGAGAUUGUCACCAUUGGUUUAGUCUGGGAUUCAGAACACUCUGAUCUGACAGAAGAGGUUAUGCGGAAUCUGGCAACACAACUUUAUCUUCCAGGGCUGUUUUAUAGGGUUACAGAUGAAAAUGCCAAAAACAGUGAGCUUUUUCUGGUGGGAAUGAUUUGCUACACGAGCCGACAUUACUGUGCCUUUGCCUUUCACACCAAGAGCUGCAAAUGGGUGCUGUUUGAUGAUGCUAAUGUAAAAGAGAUUGGAACAAAAUGGAAAGAUGUGGUGUCCAGGUGCAUUCGGUGUCACUUCCAGCCAUUGCUGCUAUUUUAUGCUAACCCAGAUGGCACAGCUGUGUCCCCAGAAGAUGCACCAAAGCAGAUUAUUCACUGGUCUCAAUGCAAGGCAGCAGGAGGAAAUGGGGAAGACUUGGGAUUUGAAAAGCAUUCUGCUGCUAAACCAGACAACGUGAAAGAGAACGGAAUUGGAGACUCCACUAAUCAAAGGAGUAAUAAAAAACUUCAGCCAGAUAAUCCAGCGUUCAGUAGAAGCCAUAUUCAAGCGAGUGGUGGUAGAGGUCCAGCCAAGUUAGGAUACAGUGAGCAAAAGGACAGGCUGAAGGAUUUAUCCAGAGAGUGUGCCCAGAAAGCUGCUGACAUGAAAAACUUCACAUCUUUACGGAAAGAUGCAGACAGAGGACCAAGGAAAGAGUCUGGGAGACAAAGAGACUUGAUUGGGGAAGACCGUUCCAGUGCUAAGUCAGGGUCUCCUCCAGUUGGAAAUGGACUGAGGCACUGCAUGGAUCAGCGGAUCUAUGGCAGCCAGGGAAGGGGCCCCUACAAGCAUGACAACCAAGCACCUCACCAGGCAAAGCUCUCUGCACAUGUGCUUGGAUCAAACAAAACAGAGCCCUCUCCUGCUGGGGAGAAACCAGUAACAAGGACUCGAACCGAUGGCGUCACUGGCUAUGACACGGACACCAGCCAAGACUCCAGGGACAAAGGAAGUAUGAGGAGCAGGAGUAAAGGUUGGAAACCAAUGCGAGAGACACUGAAUGUAGACAGCAUUUUCAGUGAGACUGAGAAAAAGCAGCACAGCCCAAAGCACAAAGCAAACCUGAGCAGUAAAUCUAAGCACGAAAAGGAGCGGGGCUUUAACCACUGGCCAAAGGAGAACCAAAUGCAGAAGGGUUUAAUGACUAUAUAUGAAGAUGAGACAAAGCAGGAUACAGGAAGUCGAAGUUCACUGGAUUCUGAGGGAAAAGGGAAUGCUGAAAAAAUCAAGGGAUUUACAGAGAGAAAAAUCCAUGGUGAUAAUUGGCAAAUUCAGAGGACAGAAUCUGGGUAUGAAAGCAGUGACCAUAUCAGCAACGGCUCUGCAAAUCCAGACUCCCCUGUUAUUGAAGGAAUAAAUACAGCAGAUGCCAAGAAUGCGAAGGAAAGUGCUUCCUGCAGUGAACAGAACUUGCCAACCAAAAAAGCUGACAGUGUGGUACAUUCAGUACCCCAGCAGAACAGAAGCUUCCAUGAUUUAAAGAAAGACCAGAUAAAUUCUGAAGUUAACUACAGACCUCAUCCUCAUGUUGGUUUCCCAACAGAACUACAUUUGCAGGUGCCCAGCCCUCCAGUAAAGAGAGCUGAAAUGCCUGAGACCAACAGGAAAUUUUUCCCAUCAUCAGCUCUCCAGCCAGCUGUCAAAGAGAUUGUCAAGUCAGACAGCAGGAACAAGGCAAACGAACCGAACCCUUGCGAGUGGCUUAACGCAGAGAGGUUUGAGAAGCUGAACGGGCCGGUGUAUUGUGCAGACAGUGUGUCCCACCCCUUCCCAGACAAUGCCUGUGGCAGGAAGCCCAUCCACAGCGACUUUCCCCCCCCUGCCCAGCCACAGUCCCAUCACACAAGAAAUCUGUCCCAUCACACUCUGGGUCCCAAGGUGGGGCUGGUGCCCUGUGCGCCUCAGAGCCUGCCGGAAAGGCCGGUGGUGCCGCCCGCCCCUCCUGGCGAGCACACGGGGCACCCGCUCCGGAGGGCAGACCCCCUCUGGGUGCCUGAAGCUGUGUACCAGAACAUUCCUCCCCCCUUACCUCCGAAGAAAUAUGCUCUGAGCACUUUGGCAGGAUCAGAGAAUAACUCGGUAGCAGAUGUAAAAUCAACGGCAGCAUUGCGAAAUAGUCCAUUAAGGCAAACAGGUGCACCUUCAAAAUCUGCAUCAGAAGCAAGCACAGUCCCAGCUGAACAAAGGCUUAAAGAGCCCUUUCCAGGGAACGAAGUGUUUGUUCAUAAACCGGAUUCUCCACCUCGCUUAUCAGUUAAUGAGUUCUGGACUGUGUCUGAGAACAUGUUGAAGAAAGGAUCUCGUCACACAGGACCCAGCCCUGGCUAUGUGGAUGGGAACGACAGCGUGUCCCUAACCACUUACUUCUCCGUAGACAGCUGCAUGACUGACACCUACAGGCUGAAGUACCACCAGAGGCCCAAGCUGUAUUUCACAGAGAGCGGAAGCUUCCACAAGGAGAAGCAUUCUCCAGCAGCCGCAGUAGAUCUGAAUGCCACAUACCCUGCCACUCUGGAGCCCAGGCAUCCCACCUCGGAACAGAGGUACAAGGCAAAUGCAGAAGGAAUACACUGCAGUCGAUAGGUUCUUCAGGAAGCCCACACCUAGAUCUGACUUCAGCAUUUCAUGUAGUCUGUAAAGGGGCACAACCUCAAAUCUGUGUGUGUGUUAACCAGGUACCCAGCCGACUGUACUUGCUUAGGAGUUGUGACUGUUCAAACCGAUAUGCAAAUGGAGGCAAAGAGAAGAGGUGCUAAACUUGUGGUUCUUGGAUUUGUUACUCUAGUUGCCUUAAUGCUUACCUCUGUUACUCAGCUUGUCUUCAGUUUGUAUUCCAUGUGGUCCCUUGGGUGUGCACACCUUGCAGCAGCGGGAUUGGCUGGAUGUUACUAAUUCUGGAAGAUGAUGUGGUUAGCUGCAGUGUAAGCAGUGUUCCUUCAGACUGUGGUCACUGUUCUUAGACUAACAAAAGGGAUAAGCAUGCUACCACAACUAAUGCAGUACAUUAAGUCAUAACAGAGCAGUAUUUAUCCUCAGAGGUAGCCGGAGGUGACAUGGUUUUUUCAAGCAAUGUCUCUCAGAGUCUGUGCUUUCACAAACCUUCAAGUGUCUUUAAUGCAAGUUUACCCAGAGGAUUUAUUUUUUAUUUGAAAAGCCUUAAUAAUAAUACUUCUUUAAAAACCAUUUUGGUUUGCAACUGUUAAAUUAGAUUUUCAAAGGGAAUUGAAGUAAACUGCAGUAAUGCUUUCCUAUUAAUACCUCUGCUCUGUUAGUGUACGUUUUUAAACACAUUUAUCAGAUUUGUUCAUCCUUUAAGCUGUAUACUUUAACUUAUUAAAUUUAACUUCCUAAGUUACAAACCAGUAUAACAGAAUAGGAAUGCUAAUUUUAAAUACAGUUAUGCAACUAAGAAAGAUUAAUUUUGUAAAAUUUUAGAUGUAAUUCCUACUUAUGUUGAGUCCUGACUUACUCUACAAUUGCAUGCAAAGUCAAUGCUGCUAUUUAUUAAACUCCCCUUUUAUUUC